Magallana angulata is the source of this 2298-nucleotide messenger RNA. Its product is annotated as protocadherin-like wing polarity protein stan. Gene Ontology annotation, molecular function: calcium ion binding. NCBI's taxonomy places the organism in Eukaryota, Metazoa, Mollusca, Bivalvia, Ostreida, Ostreidae. Gene Ontology annotation, cellular component: membrane. Gene Ontology annotation, biological process: homophilic cell-cell adhesion. The transcript has 11 exons. The record is from RefSeq and is a predicted model, not a curated record. The coding region runs from base 96 to 1958 and encodes 620 amino acids.
UAUAAAACUUUUUGAUGACUUUAUAUUUAAAUUUAUUCUGAACUUGAUAUCACGACACCUAAAAAACCCGCAAGGGAACAAGCGAAAUUGUUGUGAUGUUUAAACAAGGAAUUUGUUUUGUUUUCAUUAUUUUCUUCUUUGCGGUAUACUACAGUGAUGCUCAGCCGCUUGCUAUCACGAGUCUACCGACCGCCUAUGAUCUCCCAGAAGACACCAUAGCGGAGACCCUUAUACACACAGUGGUGUAUUCCGGGGUCACCGCGGGGGACACCGUGACCUGUAGCAUGAACACCGUGGCCAACUUCUUCAUGAAAAUAGUGUCCGGCUCAACAAAUUAUGGCGUGUAUGUAAACGCCAAUCCAACGGGCCUGACUUAUCCCAACAGCUUCGAUGUAACGGUCACGUGUACUGGAGCGCCCUCUGGUAGCACCGUCUCUCAGAUUCUACAGGUCCACAUCACCAAAAACACUCCACCGACCAUCAACAAUGUCCCUGCAAGCAUAAGUGUCGAUAGCACCACCACCGGAAGUGGCGUCACCAUAUUUACCAUAAGUGCUUCCGACACUGAAGGGGAUCAAUUGUACUUUGAGAUAAUUUGCGACCCAACUGGAUGUCCAUUUGAGGUUUUUGCCUCGGGGGCUAUCUUAACGACGGCCUCUCUAGAAGGAACGACCGUCGGCGGAUAUGACAUCAAUGUUUACGUCAAUGACAGUAGGACGAAGGUUGGCCCCAAAGUUCUCUCCGUCACUAUUACUAAUGUGAACUCAGCCCCAACGAUCACCAACAAACUAACCACGCCGGUGUCAGUGUCUGAGAAUGUUGCUGUGGGCACCACCGUCAGACAGUACACCGCCACUGACGUCAACGGUGGCACACUAACCUACUCCGCCACUUACAACCCCACCUCAGGGGGAACCUACUUCAGCAUUGUGUCAACGUCCGGUGUUGUACAAACUGCGAGCUCUAUCAACUAUGAGACGCUGACUGUGGCGGAGCGGACUGUGUUGAUAACUGUCACUGUCAGAGACACGGGCGCUCUGUCAGACACAACAACACUCACUGUCAGUAUCAUCGACCAAAACGAGGCUCCUGCGUUUCCAAAAACCACCUACACAUUAGUUACGGACGAAGCAGGGGCGGGAGCUUCCAUCGGGAAUCCGAAUUUUCAGGCUACCGAUCCCGACGCUUCUUCUACGAUAACGUACAGCACGACCUGUACAGAGGUGACAAUCGACUCUUCAACCGGAGCCGCCAGUUUUACUUCGGCCUACGACAUGGACGUGGCAGGAACAACUGGGUCAAUCACGUGUCCAAUCACUGUCAGUGACGGGGCUCUAACUGACACAGCUACACUGACAGUUACUGUCAACAACAUCAAUGACAACACACCGACGUUUGGUCAGGCGUCUUACACCUUCACAACGGCCAAUACAGCAGCCGUUGGAACGACGCUGGGGUCUGUAGCCGCAACGGACGGAGAUCUAAGCACAUCUUCCUUUGGUACAAUAACAUACGAACUUAAUCAACUAACUCUUGGGGGAGACUACUUUGGAAUUACAACGACCGGUAACUUGUACGUCAAAGCGGCAAUUACAUCGCUCUCCCUGGGCGCCACCUACACCAUGACGGCGACGGCACGUGACGGCGGGCUUCUGUCUGACACUGCGGACAUUACCAUCAUCAUACCGUCUACCACCACCACCACCGCCGCCACCACAACAGAUAGAUCAAAGACGUUCUUCGAGGACCCGCGGAAUAUUGCGUGGUUCACGGCAGCCAUGGUUGUCCUUGCUUUAACGAUUGGGCUCAUUCUUUAUAUGUGUAUACGAUACGGAUUCCAUUUCAAAAAGUAUCAGAAAACGUACAGAUCUCGUCGAGUAGACCAGGACCGGGAAAGAUUAGGCGAAUUUGUGGAGGGAAAAUGGAAACCUUGGAAAGUGUGGGAUAAGCCGCGCUGAUAAUGGACACCGAAGAUCAGAUUAACUGUUCUUUUAAAACAAAUAUUACCGUACUAGAUUCUUGAAAUAUUUAACUGGCUUUUGAACAAAUUUGGAUAUAUUUUAUACAUAGUCUAUUUUGCGAUUAAACAGCCAUUGUUUUCAAAAGGGAUGUAGAGUUCAUGUUAAUGAUGCUAUUUGGAUGUCAUUAUUUUCCUUAAUCAAACCAAAAGAACAGUGAAGUGUUUUAGUUAAAUGAAUUGUUAUUGCUGAAAAAUGAAAUUGAUAUUUAUUGUGCAAACAUGUCAACGAUGAUUUGUGAAAUGAACUGACAAUGUGUCUAGAGGAUUGCAUAAUUAUA